Perognathus longimembris pacificus (Pacific pocket mouse) is the source of this 4032-nucleotide messenger RNA. It is a transcript of the gene C6H6orf132, whose product is annotated as chromosome 6 C6orf132 homolog. The record is from RefSeq and is a predicted model, not a curated record. The transcript has 7 exons. Bases 222 to 3608 code for a protein of 1128 amino acids. NCBI's taxonomy places the organism in Eukaryota, Metazoa, Chordata, Mammalia, Rodentia, Heteromyidae.
GGGGCGGCGGGGCUUGGGCUCUCACCUGGGCUCUCACCUGGGCAGGUAGCUCGCACUUCCCGGCGAGCGGCGCUCGCGGCUGCGGCGUCCCGGCGCGCGUGCGGGGCGCGCGGGGAGCAUGGCGCGGUAGGGCCCCCGGGGACGGUGGUGCAGGGCUGCGUCCCGGGCCGGGCAGGGCGAGGGCGGGACGCUCCUUCCCCGGUGCCCGCGCGGCCUGCGACAUGAAGAAGAACCAGACGACGGUGCAGGGCACCUUCAGCAAACUCUUCGGGAAGAAGCAUGGCCACCCCGCCGCCGCGUCCCUCUACGCCACCAACCCGCCCUGGAUCUUCACCCAGGAGGCUCCGGAGGAGGGGGCCCGGCGCUUGGACGGCAUCUAUUUGGGAGAUCAUCGCUUUGACACGGUGAGUGAGUCGGGAACAGCCACCCUGAAAGCUCGGCCCAGAGUCCGGCCCCUGCUGACCUUCCUUCCUCUGAAUGCCCAGGAGAAUCAUGGGCUUGCUGUGCCCACCCCCUCUGUCCCAGAAGCCUUUGCAGACAAAGACGUGACAGGGCCCAGUUCGCUGGUGAACGGCAACCUUCGGCUCUACAGCUCCGUGGGUGACCUGAGGCCUGGGCAGUAUGGCCCCGACCCUCCCAUCCCCCCACCCCCUCCGGGCCCUGCCCCGGGGCCACCCCAGGACCCUUCACCCUCCCCAGGGGAGUCCCCACCCCCACCUCCCCCUUUCGCGGCUCCCCCGCCUCCCCCCCUGCUGCUGGAGCCCCCCACGCCGCCCAGCACGGCCCCGCCCCCGCCCCCGGUCCUGGACGCCCUGUCCCCCCCAUCCACGCCCACCCCGCCCGACUUCAUCCCCCCGGCCCCGCCACUGGCUUUCCUAGAUCCCUCUCCGCCCUCGUCGCCAGCCCCAGCGUCUCCCCACACCUUGGGGAUCCGGCUCUUUCCCCCUGAGGGGGUCCCCAAGUGGAAAUCGGAGGUGGCGCUGAGCGGCGGGCAGCCCGAGGCCCCCAGAGCCAGCCCGCCCAGGAGCCCCCUGGCCGCAGGCGGGGACCCCCACCGCACCUUCCCCCGCUCGUUCAAAGUGCCGCCCCCCACUCCAGUCCGGACCUCCUCCAUCCCCACCCAGGGAGCCUCCCCGGAGGAAGAGGGGGCCCUCAGGAAGCCCCCCAGCCGCCUCCCCCUGCCCCCCAGCUUCCACGUCCGCCCUGCGUCCCAGGUGUACCCAGACAGGGUCCCUGAGCCCCACCUCCCCAAGGAGCCCGGGGCCCAGGCCCCCCAGAGCCCAGGGCUCAGCAAGGCAAAUGAGGGAGCUGCAACCCCCCCUCCAGCCCCUCCCCUGCCCCCUCCCGCACCCCCACUUCCUCCUCCCGCACCCCCUCUUCCCCCUGCUGCUCCUCCAUUGCCCUCUGCCGGGCAGGCGGCCCCUCCGUCUCUUGGGCUCGUGAAAAGCUCCAAAUCCAGCUCACCUGCGCUCAAACCCAUCCCCAAACCCAAGCCCCCCGGCCCGGAGGACCGGGCCUCGCCCGAGCCCGUGGACUGGCGCGACCCCAGCCAGAUGGCAAAGCUGCGCAGCGAGCUGGCCGCCUACCUCUGCGGCUCCAGGAGAGAGGACAGGCCCCUCGCUCCCCGGCCAGGCCCCAACGUGCCGUCUCAGGACAAGGGCGGCAGGAAGGGCCACAGGCCCCCCGAGGAGCCGGCUUCCCCCGGCCUGCCCCGGAAGACGGGGGCCGCCAGCAGCCCGGCCCUGCCCCCUGUGGACUACGCGCCCCAGGACCCGCCGGCCCCCAGCGUGCGGCAGAUCAGGGAUGAGCUGGAGGCCCGGCUCGCCUCCGAGAAAGAAGCCAAACCCAAGGGAGGCCCUCUGCCUCCCAAACCUCGGCCAGAUGGGGCAAGAACCUUUGAAAAUGGGACCAAGCCCGCGGCCAAGAACUCACCACCUCUGCCUAUUACCCUUCUGCCCAAAACCACACCUGGGCCCUCCACACAACUCAAGAGCACACCUGGGCCAGCCACACCACCCAAGACCACACCUGGGCCAGCCACACCACCCAAGACCACACCUGGGCCAGCCACACCACCUGAGACCACACCUGGGCCCUCCACACCACCCAAGACCACACCUGGGCCAACCACACCUGGGUCUUCCACACCACCCGAGACCACACCUGGGCCUACUGCAUCAUCCACAGCUACAGCUCUGCCCAUCACAUCAUCCCCAGGAGAGGAUUUCACCCCGAGUGAGCAGCAGGAGAAGCUGGCAUCUCAAAAAGGAGUAGUGCCCUCCCAGACGCAGGUGGAAGAGCCUGGAUCCGAGGCUGGGAACCUGCCCGCCCCGGGAGCAGGCCUGGCCCUCCCAUCAAGGCUGUCCGCCAGCCGAGAAGUCCCGUUCCUCUACAAGCCCCACCGCAGCCACCACAGCCCCAGCAGAGAGGUGGCCGUGGUGAUGCCCACGCUGGCCCGCGGAGAAGCGGCAGCAGAGGGGCCCGUGGAGGGGAAGGAAGCUCGGGGUCUGCCAGCCAAACCCCGGCCCCCGGCCCAGCCUGCGGACCCGCUCCUCAGACACCCCGUGACGGGCGAGGUGGUGGAGCGGGGCUCGCCCAUGGCCCUGCUCCUGGCAGCCAGGCAGAGGGCUCAGAAGGGGCGGCCUGGGGCCUCCGCCCUGGGACGGUCGCUGCCCGGGAGUCUCCGGGGCCACAGCAGCCCGCCGGAGGCCGCCGGCUCCGACAGCAUCAUUUACAACGCCGGGCGCCCCAACUCCUUCACGGUGGUCCCCAAGUCACCCCUCGAGGCUGAGAAGGACUCCAAGCUGCCGGCGGCCCCCAGGCCGUGGGCGUCCCGGCCAGGAAGAGACCCGGGGGGCACCGAGCCGAGCCACCGGCCCAGGUGGACGAACGGGGAGCCCGCGGCCUGGGCCAGAUCCGCCCCCGCCGCCGGCGGCCUCCCCAAGUCCUUCUCGUCGCCCCCUUCCCCUGCCUACAAGCGGGAGGAGCCGGAGGAGCUCGGCUUCGAGCUCAUCCCCCCGCCCCCCGAGUUCAGCAACGACCCCGAGCCCCCCGCCCCGGCCCCCCAGCCCCUGGGCCGCCGGCGAUCGCCCCCCAGCAGCAGCUUCCCGGAGGCGGGGCGGCCCCUGGACCUGGCCCCGCCGCCGGCGCCCGGCUUCUCCCGCUUCCCCGCGCCCGGGGGCCUGGAGCGCUUCCCGGGCGCCGGGCGCUCCCUCAUCAAGAAGCGCCUGUACGUCGGGGAGCCCCAGCGGCACCCCGGGACGCCCCGCGGCGCCACGGGGCGCAGCCUCAGCUCCCCCAACUGCUUCGGGCCCCAGCCCGGAGGCCCCGAGAUGCGGCGCGUCAACUCCGCGGGCCGCGCGCGCCCCGGCGGCCUCCACGCGCGCCGCGCCUCCCUGGAGGGCGGCGGCCGGGCGGCGGCGGAGCCCAGGGCCGCGGCGCCCCCCGGCGGCGGCGGCGGGGACUGCAGCCUCGCCCCUCCGGCGGGCAGGUCACCCCAUGGCAGCGGCCACUACGGAAGCCCCGUGAACACGUUCACCGUGCGGCCUGGGACCCGCCACCCCAUCUCCUACGCCUACACCGGGGCCCGCCGGAAAGCCACCUCCUGAGCCCCGGCUCUCCGCCCCGCUCCGAGGGAUCUGCCGGUGGAUCUGCCGGGCCCUUGUUUCAUGGGGGGUGGGAGGUUCACGGCAGGCGUUAGACACGGAGGAUUCUUUGUUCCCCCAAGACAGACAGACAGAUGGAAGGUAGUCACCUAGGGAGGACGGAGCAGGCUUCUGUUUCCCAAAGCACCAGUGCUGCUGUGCAUUGUGGGAAGUUGGGGGGGUGGGGAGAGGAGGGAGAGGAGGAACCUUAUUCUCUGUCCUCCAGUACUGUGGGCUUUAGCAGGAUUCACUGGAAGCAGUUUUACAAGCAGGGCCUACCGAGCAGUAAGUCAGGGGUGAUGGGCAGCUGUGCUUGCGUUCCGGCGGGUGCCCGCACUAUAGGCUGGUCUCUCGAGGCGCCCCCAGAUGCCACUAAGAGGCGAUGCCU